Molecule: messenger RNA, 672 nt
Organism: Saccharomyces kudriavzevii IFO 1802
Lineage: Eukaryota; Fungi; Ascomycota; Saccharomycetes; Saccharomycetales; Saccharomycetaceae
Exons: 1
Coding region: 1-672 (223 amino acids)
Source: RefSeq, a predicted model, not a curated record
AUGCCUUCGUAUCGCAAUUCAUACGAACCUCUUAUAAAAACCAUAGAAGAGGACAUCUACGCUAACAAUGAGAGGAAGGACCUUCCGACUGACUUCAAGUUUGACACCAUUGCAAGAACUGGAGUACUCAAGCCUCGCGUUUUCAAAGAUGAUCUAAUCUUUAGAUCGAAGCGGUCCAGAGACCUUUUUAUGAAUGCAAAAGCGCCUUUCAAAACUUUCCUGAGCAAUGGAGAGGGUUUACCGUUGUUUGCCUUGCGUAAUAAGAAGACUUUUAUUGCUGUGGAAAACCGUGUGGGCUUUCUUUUUUACCGAUACGAAAUAUUGAGGGAUGGGGACGUUCCUGAAGGUUCAGAUUACAAAGUAAAAGGAAAGUGUGGCGGAUACACUCUGUUCAAAAUUCUUUUUUGCACCGUUACUGUAAAAAAAUCAAGGUACUACACAACCAGCAGCAACAUUUCUCAAGUGCUUGAGCUCGACCUUGGGAAAAAGGAGGAAUUCAGAAAAAUCACACUUGUUAGAUGCUCUAGAAUUAGAUCAGUAUAUGUUGUAGAGAGCAAAAUGGCUAUUAUGAAAUGGAUUUUCACUUCAAAUGAUAAAUUUGAUUUAAAUUCUUCAUUGUUCACCAUAAAGGCUGCAAUUGGCUGUAUACCAGAAGUAGAUGAUGACAUAUAG